AUGGAUGGAUCCAUUUCUGUAUUCGAUGUUCAAAGAGCCAAGUUUCUUCACCAUCUCGAUGGCCACACAAUGCCUGUUCGUUCUCUUGCAUAUUCACCAUUAGACCCAAGAGUUCUUGUUUCAGGAUCAGAUGAUGAACGUAUUCAUAUGUAUGAUGCAGAAGGAAAGACUUUGUUUUCAUCAAUGUCAGGUCAUUCUAGUUGGGUGUUGAGUGUUGAUGUGAGCCCAGAUGGUGCAGCCAUUGCAUCAGGGUCAAGUGAUCAAACCGUGAAGCUGUGGGACCCGAAAAUGAGGGUUGCGGUUCAGACCAUGACUAACCAUACAGACCAGGUUUGGGGGGUGAAGUUUGAAGGUGGGGGAGGUGGUGUUAGAGGGUGUCUUCUUGCAAGUGUAUCAAAUGAUAAAAGCAUCUCACUUUACAACUAUUCUUGA
Molecule: messenger RNA, 432 nt
Organism: Lactuca virosa
Lineage: Eukaryota; Viridiplantae; Streptophyta; Magnoliopsida; Asterales; Asteraceae
Source: the annotation of a GenBank genome assembly